Molecule: messenger RNA, 2118 nt
Organism: Myotis lucifugus (little brown bat)
Lineage: Eukaryota; Metazoa; Chordata; Mammalia; Chiroptera; Vespertilionidae
Gene: SLC46A2
Product: solute carrier family 46 member 2
Biological process (GO): transmembrane transport
Cellular component (GO): membrane
Molecular function (GO): transmembrane transporter activity
Source: RefSeq, a predicted model, not a curated record
UGGCCGCUGGGCUAGCUGCUGUCUGUCACACGCGCCCCGCGCCCAGCUCAGUGGUUCUCCCUUCUCCAGGCUCACCCGCUCGCACGCGGCUCGCACUUGCGCUCUGGAGCAGCGGGCUCUGAGCAAGCUCCUCCAUCCCCAUCAGAGACCCCAUGGGUCCCCAGGCCACCUGCCCUUGCUGGGGCUACCUGUCUCGCCUCCAGGUGAGGACCUGGGCCGAGCCCGUGGUGUUCUCCACUCAGGUGGCCAGCUCCCUCUACGAUGCGGGGCUGCUCCUCGUGCUGCAUGAAUCCUUCGGGGCCAGAGUCUCCAACCACAGCGCCAGCCCUUCGCCCCGGGAGGCUCUAGAGGACCAAGGGCAGAGGGCCAUCUCCAAUUUUUACAUCAUCUACAACAUCGUGACAGGCCUGACGCCCCUGCUGCCUGCUUACAUCCUGGGCUGGCUCAGCGACCGCUACCACCGCAAGAUCUCAAUUUGCGUGGCCCUGCUGGGCCUCCUGCUCUGCCGCCUCAUGCUGCUGUUCAAGGUGCUGUGGGACUGGCCGGUGGAGGUGAUGUACGUGGCCGUGGCGCUGAAUGGACUCUGCGGAGGCCUCUCAGCCUACUGGGCCGGAGUUAUAUCCCUGGGCUCCCUCGGCUCCUCAGAGGGCCGCCGCUCGGUCCGCCUCAUCUUUAUUGACCUGAUGCUGGGCCUGGGGGGGUUCUGUGGGAGCAUGGGCUCCGGGCAUCUCUUCCAACAGGUGUCUGAGAAGGCCUGGCAGGGCCUGGUGCUGACGGUCUGCAGCGUGAGCUGUGCCUCUUUUGCCCUUUUCUACAGCCUCUUGGUCCUGAAGGUCCCUGAGUCGGCCCCGGGGGGGGCCUACAAACUCAAAGAGCCCCUCCCCCCGUGGCACGGUGUUUGGGCCCCCUUGUCCAUAUCGCUCUGGUACUUGAUCAGCCAAACCCAGAGUGUGGUGGGCGACCCUUUUCUGGGGAACGUAAAUCUCCCACAAACCAUGUGUCUCGUUUUCGACGCCAUUAUCUAUGACCUGGCGGUGGUGGGCACAGUGGAAGUGAUGCCCCUGUUUGUGCUAAGGGCGCCUCUCAGUUGGACCAGGUGCAGGUGGGGCUAUGGAAUGGCCGCAGGGUACAUCAUCUUCAUCACCAGUUUCCUGGGCGUGCUGGUCUUCUCCCGCUGCUUCCGGGACACCACCAUGAUCAUGAUUGGCAUGGUCUCCUUUGGAUCAGGAGCCUUCCUACUGUGUUUUGUGAAGGAGACGUACAUGUUCUACAUUGCUCGAGCCGUCAUGCUGUUUGCUCUCAUCCCCAUCACAACCAUUCGAUCAGCAAUGUCCAAACUCAUCAAGGACUCCUCAUAUGGAAAGGUGUUUGUCAUCCUGCAGCUGUUCCUGACUCUGACCUGGGUGGUGACAUCCACGAUGUAUAAUGAGAUCUAUCAGCUCACCAUGGAAAAGUUUGUCGGUACCUGCUUUGCUCUCUCCUCCUUUCUCUCCUUCCUGGCCAUCGUUCCAAUUGGCAUCAUGGCCUAUAAACAAACCUCAUGGUUGAAACAUGCAGACAUCACAGAGACAUGAAGGUGCUGACCCACAGGAGCUACAAACACCAGCAAUGGCCAGGUCCCUCUGAAGACAAAGGGAGGGACCAGGGACUGGUGACCAAAGCAACCUACUGCUGAGAAACCUGAGUUCCAGCCAGUCAGCCUCACGUGACCUGCUCUGGCUCAGGGGUCCCUGGUGGGUGGGAAAAGCACUUUCCUGGUGAUGGAAGACCUGUCUCAGCUUUCAGACACCCCUGACAGCAGAGGUCAUGUUCUGCGGGCAGUAGAACAUGAACUUUAAUGGUACAUGCAAGCUGCACACAUAGCCAUUCCAGACGCUGCAAGGAGUUUCAGGCAGCAGCCUCUUUUCCAGAAAUUGUCUUCCGGGCUCCAAGGUAUGGCUAACUAGUCACCUGGGUGCGGUGCUAGGAGUCCCAUGGGAGAACUCAAACCAAACAGCUUCCAGCAACUCCUCAAACCAAAGCAUGCAUUUCCAACAGCCCAAGGGGAAUGUCGAAGGGAUAUUUUGUAAGAACUGCCAAUAGUGAACAUCAGUCAAUAUUUUUUAAAUGAAAAUAAAA